UCUAGCUCUUUCAAUUUGAAACAAACUCAGAAAAACAAAAACAAAAACAAAUUCCAAAAUUACUGAUUUAUAUAUUUCCUUUUCCUCUCAUUUCAUUUCUCACUUUCAAAGAAAAUGGUUGAUUUAGAUUGGAAAUCAAAGAUCGCCUCACCCAACAUGCCUAACAAAUCUCCAAAAUUCUCUAACAAGCUCCAGGUUUCGGUUCCGUUUACCUAUCGUGCCGCCGAAAUAUCGGCUGCUUCCGAUGCUUCUUGUUCAGCUUACGAGAACUACCUUCGCUUACCGGAGCUCCGAAAGUUGUGGAGCUCCAAGGAUUUCCCUAGUUGGAAAAACGAGUCUGUGCUCAAACCGGCCUUGCAAGCUUUAGAGAUUUCGUUCCGGUUCGUUUCCACGGUUUUGUCCGACCCGAGACCGUACGCGAACCGUCGCGAGUGGAAGCGGAGACUCGAGUCGCUCACGACGAGUCAGAUACAGCUCAUAGCGAAUCUCUGCGAAGACGAAGAGGAAGACGGCGAGACACGCGGCGAGGCUCCGAUCGUCGAUUUGAGAUCAUCCAACGGCGUGUUGGCUCGCGAUGGGAGCUACGCUGAGGUGUGGAAGGUUCCAGGUGAAGCGGAAGCCACCGUGGUGAGCCGUACGAGCGAGACCAGCUUGCUCCCUCGUCUCGCCACGUGGCACAAAUCCGAAGACAUCGCUGAGAAGAUAUUGUAUUCCAUCGAGUGCGAGAUGAGGAGGUGUCCGUACACUCUAGGCUUGGGAGAGCCGAACCUAGAUGGGAAGCCGAACCUAGAAUACGACGCCGUUUGCAAGCCGAGCGAGCUUCACAGCUUGAAAAGGAGUCCGUACGAUCAGAUCCAGAACUACGAGAAUCAGACGGUGUACACCACGCUUCAAAUCCUCGAGUCGUGGAUCUACGUGACUCAACAGAUGUUGAAGCGAGUCACUGAGCGAGUCGAAGCUCAGAAAUUCGAAAAAGCUGCGAGUGAUUGUUAUUUGAUCGAGCGGAUCUGGAAGCUUCUCUCCGAGAUCGAAGAUCUUCACGUGUUAAUGGACCCGGACGAUUUUCUCAGACUCAAGAACCAACUCAACGUUAACUCGAUCAACGAAACGCAACCGUUUUGUUUCAGGUCGAAAGCGUUGGUGGAGAUCACGAAGCAAUGCAAGGAUCUGAAGCACAAAGUGCCGUACAUUCUAGGCGUUGAAGUGGACCCCAAAGGUGGACCUAGGGUUCAAGAAUCGGCCAUGAAGCUUUACAGCGAGAAGAGAGAGUUCGAGAAGGUUUAUCUUCUUCAAGCUUUGCAAUCGAUCGAGUCAGCAAUGAAAAGGUUCUACUUCGCGUACAAGCAAUUGCUUGUGGUUGUGAUGGGGAGCUUGGAGGCUAACGCGAACCGAGUUGUGGUCAGCUCCGACUCGUGUGACUCGCUGAGUCGGAUCUUCCUCGAGCCUACCUACUUUCCGAGUUUGGACGCGGCGAAGACGUUUUUGGGGGAUUUUUGGAACCAUGAACACGGUGCGUCUGGCUUGGAAAGAUCGACUCGGAGGACUCGGUGAAUCGUACUGGGUGUGACGUGAGAGUCAACGACUGUUUGACUCGUAUGUUACCAUUAUAGGGAAACCUAAUUAGUUUUAGGUUUUACACACAUGGAAAUUGAAAAUUUAAUUAUUCUUUGUAUAAUUAUACAUUCUGAAUUUCUAUUAUUGUACCAUUAGCUUUUUUGGCCAGUGUUUGUACCAUUAGUUUUUCCUUUGAUCUUGUAAAAUUUUUCUGGUCCCAUAUUGUUUUUAAUGGUGCUUGAUGAAUGGAGAUUUUUUCGAAAACAA
Messenger RNA from Quercus robur (English oak), 1821 nucleotides. Its product is annotated as nematode resistance protein-like HSPRO2. Gene Ontology annotation, molecular function: heme binding; metal ion binding. Bases 115 to 1551 code for a protein of 478 amino acids. The transcript has a single exon. The record is from RefSeq and is a predicted model, not a curated record. NCBI's taxonomy places the organism in Eukaryota, Viridiplantae, Streptophyta, Magnoliopsida, Fagales, Fagaceae. Gene Ontology annotation, biological process: defense response.